GGAAUGUAAGGCCGCCGCGGCUGCCGCUAUAAUAUCUAUAUGUCUUAGAGACGCGAGUCUAUCUCUGCCUUCAAGCUUUCUUGGGCUCUCGUCGCUCCUCCUCCCGACCCGCCCAUCCCAUCUGGGGAUGAGAAGAUUGAGGGUGCAGAGCCCAGUCCUGCAGCGGGGAUUUGCGAGCUCAACCCGGCACCCUACUGAUUACAGGAUUACGUUGGACAUAUUUUUGAGCUUAGUAUUCCCUGUUCACUGUGUGGGGUGGCGGUGGGUCGGCUAGGAAUAGUCUUGAAGGUCUACCUCUGACAUCUCAUUUCAGGAACCUGGCAUCUUCAGGGACAGUUACCUGCUUUUUAAAGGAGGUAAUUAAUUUUGUUUUCAAAGAGUGAAUAGAGUGCUGACCGUGACAACAGUCUGCAUCUUUUAUUUCGAGCUGCAAACUAUAUUUACUCAAAUGUUUUGUUUUGUUUUGUUUUUACCAACUGUGUACCUUUUGAAACGUCAAAGUCUUUAAUCGUGAACGAUUUGGGACGAAAGGCCAACAAUUUGUUUUCUAGUAUGUAGGGGUGUUUAUAGGCUGUGUGUGCCUCCAAACUGUAAAAUAGUACAGUAUAGUGUCCAGUGUAUAAGUUUGUAGGCAUUAAAAUUUUCUUCUGGCUAACUUAAAAUUGUUGAAUUCACUAGUUUGCAUAAACGUUUAAGAAUUUGAAAACACAGUUGAAAAACAGUGUUACUAAGAAAUUUUCUAAUAAACAUGAUCAAAUGAAAACAGUUUUACAGUAAGAUUUAAAUUCUUUGUCCACAGAAAGUGAAUUCAUUGUAUUUUACUUUUUGGGAAAUGUUGGAACUGAAGAACUGCAACUGUAAUUUGAAAUAAGGAAAACUUUAAUUUUCAGUAUAGAAACUGCUCAAAUAGAAUUGCCUGAUUUUAAUGACAAAAGGUGAAUUAGAGUUUAAUGUAUUACAGGUCCUAUACUACGGAUGGGAACUAUUACAGUUUAUAAUGUCAAAAACUUUUCUUAGACCAAAGGUAUCUUCCACAAAGGUAACAGACUGGGUUGACCCAUCAUUCGAUGAUUUGCUAGAGUGUAGAGACAUCUCUACUAUUACUACCACAUCAUUAGGUGUGAACAACUCAAGUCAUAGAAGAAAAAAUGGGCCUUCUACAUUAGAAAGUAGCAUAUUUCCAGCUAGAAAAAGAGGAAAUCUAUCUUCGUUAGAACAGAUUUAUGGUUUAGAAAAUUCAAAAGAAUAUCUGUCUGAAAAUGAACCAUGGGUGGAUAAAUAUAAACCAGAAACUCAGCAUGAACUUGCAGUGCAUAAAAAGAAAAUUGAAGAAGUUGAAACCUGGUUAAAAGCUCAAGUCUUAGAAAGGCAACCAAAACAGGGUGGAUCUAUUUUAUUAAUAACAGGUCCUCCUGGAUGUGGAAAGACAACAACCAUAAAAAUACUAUCAAAGGAGCUUGGUAUUCAAGUACAAGAGUGGAUUAAUCCAGUUUUGCCAGACUUCCAAAAAGAUGAUUUCAAGGAAAUGUUUAAUACUGAAUCAAGCUUCCAUAUGUUUCCCUAUCAGUCUCAGAUAGCAGUUUUCAAGGAGUUUCUACUAAGAGCAACAAAGUAUAACAAGUUACAAAUGCUUGGAGAUGAUCUGAGAACUGAUAAGAAGAUAAUUCUGGUUGAAGAUUUACCUAACCAGUUUUAUCGGGAUUCUCAUACUCUACAUGAAGUUCUAAGGAAGUAUGUGAAGAUUGGUCGAUGUCCUCUUAUAUUUAUAAUCUCUGACAGUCUCAGUGGAGAUAAUAAUCAAAGGUUAUUGUUUCCCAAAGAAAUUCAGGAAGAAUGUUCUAUCUCAAAUAUUAGUUUCAACCCUGUGGCACCAACAAUUAUGAUGAAAUUUCUUAAUCGAAUAGUGACUAUAGAAGCUAACAAGAAUGGAGGAAAAAUUACUGUCCCUGACAAAACUGUUCUAGAGUUGCUCUGUCAAGGAUGUUCUGGUGAUAUCAGAAGUGCAAUAAACAGCCUCCAGUUUUCUUCUUCAAAAGGAGAAAACAACUUACGGCCAAGGAAGAAAGGAAUGUCUCUAAAAUCAGAUGCUGUGCUGUCAAAAUCAAAACGAAGAAAAAAACCUGAUAGGGUUUUUGAAAGUCAAGAGGUCCAAGCUAUUGGUGGCAAAGAUGUUUCUCUGUUUCUCUUCAGAGCUUUGGGGAAAAUUCUAUAUUGUAAAAGGACAUCUUCAACAGAAUUAGAUUCAUCUCGGUUGCCCUCUCAUUUAUCAGAAUAUGAACGUGAUACAUUACUUGUUGAACCUGAGGAGGUAGUAGAAAUGUCACAUAUGCCGGGAGACUUAUUUAAUUUAUAUCUGCACCAAAACUACAUAGAUUUCUUCAUGGAAAUUGAUGAUAUUGUGAGAGCCAGUGAAUUUCUAAGUUUUGCAGAUAUCCUCAGUGGUGACUGGAAUACACGCUCUUUACUCAGGGAAUAUAGCACAUCUGUAGCUACAAGAGGUGUGAUACAUUCCAACAAAGCCCGAGGAUAUGCUCAUUGCCAAGGAGGAGGAUCAAGUUUUCGACCCUUGCACAAACCCCAGUGGUUUCUAAUAAGUAAAAAGUAUCGGGAAAAUUGCCUGGCAGCAAAAGCACUUUUUCCUGACUUCUGCCUACCAGCUUUAUGCCUACAAACUCAGCUGUUGCCAUACCUUGCUCUACUAACCAUUCCAAUGAGAAAUCAAGCUCAGAUUUCUUUUAUCCAAGAUAUUGGAAGGCUCCCUCUAAAGCGACACUUUGGAAGAUUAAAAAUGGAAGCCCUGAGUGACAGGGAACAUGGAAUGAUAGACCCUGACAGCGGAGAUGAAGCUCAGCUUAAUGGAGGACAUUCUGCAGAGGAACCUCUGGGUGAACCCACUCAAGCCACUGAGCCAGAAACCUGGUCUCUUCCUUUGAGUCAGAAUAGUGCUGCGAGUGAACUGCCUACCAGCCAGCCUCAGCCCUUUUCAGCCCAAGGAGACGUAGAAGAAAACAUAAUAAUAGAAGACUAUGAGAGUGAUGGGACAUAGAAGCCAGCCUGCAAAUCAGAUUGCUACUUCACAGAUUAAUUUUUGUUUCAUUCAGUGGUACAUCAGCAGAGUUAAUAUGCUUUUCUGAUAAAUUACACGGCAGUUUGUUAAUUCUUCAUUCUUGUAGUAUUUCAUCACAAGAAACUGACUCAUCUGAAUUUUUUCUGUAGUAUUUAUUAAACCUGUGAGUGGUUUAA
This is a messenger RNA of Sapajus apella (tufted capuchin), 3243 nucleotides long. It is a transcript of the gene RAD17, whose product is annotated as RAD17 checkpoint clamp loader component. The transcript is spliced from 17 exons. Gene Ontology annotation, cellular component: Rad17 RFC-like complex; nucleus. Lineage: Eukaryota; Metazoa; Chordata; Mammalia; Primates; Cebidae. Gene Ontology annotation, biological process: DNA damage checkpoint signaling; mitotic DNA replication checkpoint signaling; DNA repair. The record is from RefSeq and is a predicted model, not a curated record. Gene Ontology annotation, molecular function: DNA clamp loader activity; chromatin binding; ATP hydrolysis activity. The coding region runs from base 926 to 3046 and encodes 706 amino acids.